AGUUGGAAUCACGACAUUCCAAUCUCUGGUCGUUGAGAUAUGGAUAUCCAAAGAUACUUCAAAAAUCUUGAGAUUAUUUAUGCAAAUGAGGCAAUCCUUCAAGGACCUAUUAAACGGUGCUACAUGUGCUGUGGCUAUGGCCAUCACUAUUGGAGGUGCACAAAUAAAGAAGCCAUUCCUUAUGAAGAGCAUGUAAGGAUCAUAGCAGCAUAUGAGAAUCAACAGGAUGGCAAUUACGAAGAUGUCUUUGAUAACCAUGUCAAAGAUGAAGAUGAUGUCUUCGUAGAAGAACCAGCUUCUAAUGCUCAGAAAGAAUCACACUAUAAUGAUUCUUUCCUUAUUCAUGAUGACUUCGUUGAUGAGGUAGUUAUAGAGAAAGCCACACUGGAAGUUAUAUAUUCUACGGAAGUGAUUUCCAUAGAGUACUAUCCUCUUUUCAAUGAAGGAAAAUCUUAUCUCCUCUCUGAGGUAUGUUUGAAGCAGGUUUUUACAGGGAAUGGCAUCAUGUUCCGGAAAUUACACGAUGAGGUGCCCACUAAUUCCGGGAGGAACUUCAUUAUUGGUGGUUUCUUAAAUUUCCCAUUUGAUCCGGGAAUUCUCUUAUGAAACCCCAAUCAGUCACGGUGAUUCAAACCCCAUGUUAGGCUAAGAGUGUGUAAUAUCUCUUAAACACCAACUUGGUUUAUCCAUCCCUGAUUUUCUUCCAUUUCAUAUCCCCCCAUUUCUCCUCUUAAUCUCACUCUUUUCUUCCAAUUAAAAUACCCAAAAGAACUCCCUCAUCAACUCCAUAUAUUUCCAGUCCAUUCCCCCACAAAAACACCCUUCUUCCUGCCCAGAAUUCUGCCAAAUAAUCGAUUAUCAUUCCC
This is a messenger RNA of Cuscuta campestris, 866 nucleotides long. The record is from the annotation of a GenBank genome assembly. Lineage: Eukaryota; Viridiplantae; Streptophyta; Magnoliopsida; Solanales; Convolvulaceae.